Molecule: messenger RNA, 1500 nt
Organism: Penicillium subrubescens
Lineage: Eukaryota; Fungi; Ascomycota; Eurotiomycetes; Eurotiales; Aspergillaceae
Product: aminopeptidase P family protein
Exons: 10
Coding region: 1-1500 (499 amino acids)
Cellular component (GO): mitochondrion
Molecular function (GO): metalloaminopeptidase activity; manganese ion binding
Source: RefSeq, a predicted model, not a curated record
AUGGCAGCAUGCAGAUCGCUCGCGAGACAAUGCGCUCUCCAUCUGCGCCCUUCGCUCCGCUCCUUUGCGCGUCCGGCGCGACAGUGCCUCGCUCGUGGUAAUCCGCCACUCCGCAGGGCGUAUGCAACUUCCGUUGCGGCCGCGGAGCUUCAAUUCGGCCAGCCCUUACACGAGACACAUCCCCACCUCCUCAGUCCCGGUGAACUAACACCCGGAAUCACCGCCCUCGAAUAUGCCCAACGUCGGUCACGUCUUGCCAACAAACUUCCCAAGGGGGCUGUCGCCGUACUCGCAGCGUCAGAGGUGAAGUACCGAGCUUCAGGGAUCUUCACCGAAUAUCGACAAGAAACGAAUUUCUUCUACUUGACAGGAUUCAACGAACCGAAUGCUCUGGCAGUGAUCGCAAAUGACGGAUCCGGCGACAAUCAUAUCUUCCACCUCUAUGUGCGCGAAAAAGACCCCAAGGCAGAGCUUUGGGACGGGGCUCGGUCUGGCACGCAAGCCGCGAUGGACGUUUUCAAUGCGGAUGAGACAGGAAAUAUUGAACAAAUCGGAGACAUCUUGCCCAAGAUUAUCGCCGGCGCUACCGAAGUCUACUCCGACAUUCCCGCUUUCGAUGGAUCUAGAUCUUCGCUCCACAGAUACCUCUACGGCCCUACCGUCGCAUCAGAGAAAUUGAAGAAAAUCGUCGACCACCGCAGAGUCAAGCCGCUAAAGCCGCUGCUCAACGAAAUGCGGGCAUUCAAGAGCGAGAAUGAGGUUGUGCACUUGCGUCUGCUGGGUCAGGCAUCUGGAAGAGCAUUCACCGAUUCGAUGCGGAAAACCUUCGAGACUGAGAAAGAGUUGUCUUCAUUCCUCGAGUACCAGUUCAAGGUCAAUGGCUGCGAUGGCAGCGCCUUUGUUCCCGUUGUGGCAGGUGGAAAACAUGCCUUGAGCAUUCACUACACGCGGAACGAUGAUAUUCUUCGUGACGGCGAUUUGGUUCUGGUAGACGGCGGUGGUGAACACGGAAGCUAUAUCUCGGACAUCACUCGCACCUGGCCUGUGAACGGGAAAUUUACGGAUUCCCAGCGGGAUCUGUACAACGCCGUCCUCAACGUGCAUCGGACUUGUCUGGCCUUGUGCCGUGAGAGUUCUAAGCUCUCUCUGGACAAGCUCCAUGGGAUCGCCGAGAAUGGUUUGAAAGAGCAGCUCAAGCAGCUCGGAUUUGAUCUUUCUGGAAAUGCCAUGAGUGUCCUUUUCCCUCACCACCUAGGCCAUUACAUUGGCCUGGAUGUGCAUGAUUGCCCUGGAUACUCUCGAGGAUAUGACCUCAAAGCUGGAAAUUGUAUCACUAUUGAACCUGGUAUCUAUGUCCCCGACGAUGAGCGGUGGCCCGCACAUUUCCGGGGUAUUGGCAUUCGAAUCGAAGACAGCGUGUGCGUGGGUGAUGACCAUCCCAUUGUGUUGACACCUGAAGCUGUCAAAGAGGUUGCCGAUAUUGAGGCUCUGCGUAGUUAG